Messenger RNA from Laccaria bicolor S238N-H82, 852 nucleotides. RefSeq lists its product as uncharacterized. The annotation marks the transcript as partial. The record is from RefSeq and is a predicted model, not a curated record. Gene Ontology annotation, molecular function: 4-hydroxybenzoate polyprenyltransferase activity. Gene Ontology annotation, biological process: ubiquinone biosynthetic process. The transcript is spliced from 8 exons. Gene Ontology annotation, cellular component: mitochondrial inner membrane. Lineage: Eukaryota; Fungi; Basidiomycota; Agaricomycetes; Agaricales; Hydnangiaceae.
GUACGACCAUAUCUCGAACUCAUUCGGCUGGAGAAACCGACAGGAACCAUUCUUAUGUUUUGGCCCUUCGCCUGGGGCCUUACGAUGGCUGCAUACAGCAGUAGCCUUCCGCUAGGGAACUACUGCGUUGACCUUGUGAAGUGCCUGAUUGGCGCUUUCAUAAUGCGGAGCUCAGCAUGUACCAUUAAUGAUAUCUUUGAUCGGAAGAUGGAUGCCGGCGUUGAACGAACGCGCAACAGGCCUUUAGCCAGCGGCCGCGUUUCCGUUUUCGCCGCCACUGUAUAUUUACUUGUUCAGUACGGGAUCGGCCUUGUGUUUUUCUCCCUCACUGUACGAGGUCUGGCUCUGAUGACGACCAUUCAUAGUUUCGCCAUUUACCCUCUCAUGAAGCGCGUGACCCACUGGCCGCAAGCGUGGCUUGGGUUCGCAAUGAAUUUCGGUUUCGUCACCGCCUGGGUUGCGACAACCGGCGACUUUAACAUUAAUUUGAUUGGCGCAGCGAUGACCGGUUGCUGGUUCUGGACUAUGUUGUACGAUACCAUAUACGCCUGCCAGGAUAUCAAAGACGACGUGAAAAUGGGGGUUCGUUCGACUGCCAUCCUUUUCGGCGAGUGGAUUCGGCCUCUUCUCAUGCUCUGCGGAGUUGGGUUCGUCUCAAUGCUUGGUCUCGCUGGAUACCUCAACAAACAAGGACCGGCAUACUUCAUUGUAUCAGUUGGGGGUGCGGCUUUGCAUGUUAUCUGGCAGUUCCUGACAGUUGACUUGGAAGUGCCGGCGAGUUGUUGGAGGAACUUCAACCGCAACGGUCAACUUGGUUGGAUCGUUUGGGGUGGCCUCUUUGUCGAUUACCUC